AUGAAGUUCUAUAUGCAUUUGAAGUACCCUAACUUACAUGAUAAGGGUUAUUAUACUUACAAGUUUGAAGUACCAGCUGAGUAGGAAGCUAAUUAUCAAAAUACUUUGACUCUUAAGCAAUUCUUAUAUAAUGUUUCUAAAUUCCGUGGUGAUCUCAACCCUACUUACAUGCAAGUUUUGACUCACGAAAACUCUAAGGCUCUUUCAAACCUUGAUAUGCUUUUCAGCAACUUCUUCGAAGAUGGCAGCGAUAUUUUCCUUAUUUGUGACGCCCCCAAACCCCUUCUCGUUAGUGAAGAGAAAAAGAUUUACUACGAAACUCUUAAGAAGUUCUCCUUCUUCGAAUCUGGUGAUUGGAGCGUUAAGGUUAACAUUGACUUACCUGGAAUUUAAAAUCAUGACAUCAGCAAAAUUCAAUGCAGAUUCUUAGAAACCAGCUUUGAAUUAAAAAUUCACGAAUUCAAAGGAAAGAAUUAUCUCUUUUCCGUUCCUAGAGCAUCAAACAAAAUUGAUUUUAACAAAUCAAAAAUUUAAAUUAAAGAAAAUCAAGUAACUAUUGUCAUCAGAAAAAAUAGUAAGGAUGAUCACUGGCUCUCUUUACACAAAGUUAAACUCAUCGGAGAGUGA
Molecule: messenger RNA, 627 nt
Organism: Tetrahymena thermophila SB210
Lineage: Eukaryota; Ciliophora; Oligohymenophorea; Hymenostomatida; Tetrahymenidae
Product: CS domain protein
Exons: 4
Cellular component (GO): nucleus
Molecular function (GO): ubiquitin protein ligase binding; tubulin binding; S100 protein binding
Source: RefSeq, a predicted model, not a curated record